AUGACAGCCAGCAGUCAACCUGAGUUUGCAUGGAUCAUGAUCCACUUUGGCCGCGAAACAAUACGGAAAACGGACCAAGAGCUCCUCCAACAUGCCAAAGAACAGAUUAAGACCAAAAAUGUAUUGAUAAGUUUAGUCGACAGAGCGGUUAUGGGUCCAACACUCAAAAUCAAAGUUUUGGGCACGUUUCAUAACCGGUCCUUUCAAGAGCAGCUUGAUGAGGCCGGGGCUCAGGUGGAUAAGUGGAUCGUUGAUUUGGAAGGUGAAGGCCUUCCAUUUGUUUUUGCAGAUAUCUUCUUGGCUUGGAGUAAUUAG
Penicillium taxi is the source of this 315-nucleotide messenger RNA. RefSeq lists its product as uncharacterized. The record is from RefSeq and is a predicted model, not a curated record. NCBI's taxonomy places the organism in Eukaryota, Fungi, Ascomycota, Eurotiomycetes, Eurotiales, Aspergillaceae. Bases 1 to 315 code for a protein of 104 amino acids. The transcript has a single exon.